Molecule: messenger RNA, 1700 nt
Organism: Cuscuta campestris
Lineage: Eukaryota; Viridiplantae; Streptophyta; Magnoliopsida; Solanales; Convolvulaceae
Source: the annotation of a GenBank genome assembly
GACGAAGGAGGUAUUAAUUUCAUUUUUUUAAAUAGCUUUGGAACAUACUGCCUAUUUCUAUAUUAAUUUAUUUUAGAACAUAAUCAGCGAGGAUGGGGGUGCUCUGCAAGGAUGCUAAAGUAAUUUCGAGUGAAAACAUCACUACCCAACACAAGCUUCUGCUGAUGGAUGUCAUGAUCAGGUGGGUGAAACAUAGGAGAGCUUCGAGUGGCAACACACAAAUUCGGUGGAGGAGAUUAAGUGGGGAGAAUAUCUAUGAGUUGAUGAGGCGAGUGCAGGAGAAAGGUGCGUGGGAAUCGGCCGGAGAGGCUACUGAUAUGUGGGCACGGACUGCUAACUGCAUCAGGGAAACAACCAGGGAAGUGUUAGGUGUGAGCUCUGGCUCUGAGAGUAGGCGUCAGGGCGAUUGGUGGUGGAGCGAUUCACUUCGAAGUAAGGUGGAAGCUAAUAAGAAGGUGGCGUAUUUGAGGUACACGGGCUGCAAUGUUAAGGAGGAAAGAGCGGCAUUACGAGUAGAGUACAAGAAGACACAUAAAGAAGCUAAGUUAGAGGUUACGAGGGCAAAGAAUGCCGCUUUGGAACGCCUCUACAAGGAUAUUGAGGAGAAAGGCAGUGUUAACCCACUGUUCCAGCUUGCUAAGGUGCGUGAGAGGAAGGCCCGAGAUCUUGAUCACGUGAGAUGCAUGAAGGGCAGCGAUGGUAGUGUGUUAGUUGAGACUGCCAAGAGGUGCCUUGAGACGAGAGGAGUUCCCAUUGUGUACACUCGCGCGAUCAACGAUAUGUACGAUGGGGCUAUGACUAGGGUAAGGACUUCCGGGGGUGACUCCGAGUCUUUCUCGGUAGGGAUGGGGUUGCACCAGGGGUCUGCCCUUAGCCCUUUUUUGUUCGCCUUAGUGAUGGACGUCCUAACUCAAAGUGUUCAAGAAGGGGUCCCAUGGUGCAUGCUUUUCGUGGAUGAUAUUGUGCUUAUCGACGACACACGUGAGGGACUAAACGAUAAGUUGGAACUAUGGCGCCUUGCCCUUAAGACUAAAGGAUUCAGAAUUAGUAGGAACAAGACUGAAUACAUGGAAUGUCAUUUCAGCGGACGGGAAACAGAAUCAGAAGUGGAAGUUAGGAUUGACUCUCACCUAGUACCUAAGGUAGACAGGUUUCGUUAUCUUGGCUCGGUAAUCCAGGCUGAUGGGGAGUUAGAUGGGGAUGUUAGACAUCGUGUUGGAGUGGCUUGGGCCAAAUGGUGGUUAGCUCCAGGGGUGUUGUAUGAUCCAAAGAUUUCGCCCAGGAUAAAGACAAGGUUGGAUAGGAUUUCCAACGAAGUUAUCCGACGUCAGGUAGGCAUGGCGCCGGUGGAAGAUAAGUUGCGGGAAGCGAGGUUGAGAUGGUUUGGUCAUGUGAGACGGCGGGAUGCUGGCGCCCCUGUUGAGCCGGGGGUCUCUUGGAAACAGCCUCUCUACUUCCGAGUAGGGGCAAGGUCUGCGUACACACACCCUGUCACCCUCCCCAGACCCUACUGUAGUGGGAUUCAACUGGGAUGCUGUUGUUGUUGUAAUCAGCGAGGAUGGCCUCCCCUAGGCAACCCACGGGCUCCUCACCAUGUGCACCUCUAGCUGGCAUCGGUCUGAUGGAUGUUUAGGGUCGGGUAUACCCAUACCCGAGGGAAAGUCAGGGGAGACUUGAGAAAAUAAAUGGCUGUUCCUCAA